Messenger RNA from Lodderomyces elongisporus, 552 nucleotides. It is a transcript of the gene GCV3, whose product is annotated as glycine decarboxylase subunit H. Gene Ontology annotation, cellular component: mitochondrion; glycine cleavage complex; cytoplasm. The transcript has a single exon. Gene Ontology annotation, biological process: protein lipoylation; glycine decarboxylation via glycine cleavage system. Lineage: Eukaryota; Fungi; Ascomycota; Pichiomycetes; Serinales; Debaryomycetaceae. Bases 1 to 552 code for a protein of 183 amino acids. The record is from RefSeq and is a predicted model, not a curated record.
AUGUUUAGACAAUUACUUAGACCAGCCUCCGCAUCACUUGCUCGUACCCUCAUUAGACCAUCUGUUUGUCCAUCCCCACAAACACUUCGUUGUUUCACCACCACUAGAUUCAACUUGGCUAAAAUUGACACCCAAUCACAAGCAUACCCAUACUUACACGAACAAACCCCAGUUGCUGAAAAGUUCACUGAAGAACACGAAUAUGUCAAAUUAUACGAAGAUGACUCUGCACUCGUCGGUAUUACUUUAUACGCCGCCGAUGCUUUAGGCGAUGUCACCUAUGUCGAAUUACCGGAAUUGGGAGAGACUGUGGAAAAGGGAGACAAGAUUGGUGCAGUAGAGAGUGUUAAGGCAUCAAGUGAAAUUUACUCACCAGUAUCCGGUGAAGUUAUUGGCGUUAAUUUGAACUUGGAAAGCGAGCCAGGUUUGAUCAAUGAAGACCCAUCAGUCGAAGGAUGGAUUGCACAGAUCAAAGUUAGCAACAGAGAAGAAGUGUUGGAGAAUGCCGAAUUGAUGGAUAAAGAAGUUUACGAGAAGUCCUUAAAGGAAUAG